ACUGAAAGUCCAAUACACUAAUUAACCCAACUUCAGUCGCAACCUUCUGUCAUCGAAAAAAAGGACAAUUUCGUAGAAAAAAAUGUCGAGCACAAAAUUCUUGUGCCGUUUACCAAGAAAAGUAAUAUUUCAAAGUUUAUCUUUGAGGACAUGCACUCCAGCUGUUAGAAAUUUUGCUGACUGGGUUCCGAAAGAAGAAGUUACUCAUACAGGCCAGAAAUGGGAGUCUGAUGACUACAGACUGGCUAGGUUCAUUGAUAAACCAAAGCAUGUAAAUCCAAACUUUGCAAUUGAUUUAAUUGCUGAAGUUCCACCAAAACCUUGCAAGGAACGUGUUGUUUCGUGUGAUGGUGGUGGUGGUCCAAUUGGACAUCCAAAAGUAUACAUCAAUUUGGACAAGCCUGGUAACCAUGCAUGUGGCUAUUGUGGAUUAAGAUUUGUCAAAGAAGAUGCCCAUUAAAAAUAUCAUGAACUUAGUUGAUUUAUGUACAGUUAACAAAUAAAAUAAUAUAUGUAUUA
Messenger RNA from Nicrophorus vespilloides, 519 nucleotides. It is a transcript of the gene ND-13A, whose product is annotated as NADH dehydrogenase [ubiquinone] iron-sulfur protein 6, mitochondrial. Gene Ontology annotation, biological process: mitochondrial electron transport, NADH to ubiquinone. The record is from RefSeq and is a predicted model, not a curated record. The transcript is spliced from 3 exons. The coding region runs from base 83 to 460 and encodes 125 amino acids. Lineage: Eukaryota; Metazoa; Arthropoda; Insecta; Coleoptera; Silphidae.